AUGCUCCAAGGCAUCAACGUCACAAUACAGCAGAUGUCCGCCAUCAGCCGGGCCGGGGCGGGUCUGCUCAAGUUUGUUGUGGCAGUUAUGGGAUAUUGUGCCGUCUUCAGGGAAAUCAAACCUAAACGAGAAAAGGUGAGCAGCUGUGAAAAAGCUUUUGGCAGGAUUUCUCUCAGAAAUGUUCAAGCUAAAAUUACCUGAAAGGGUAACCAAUAAACUGAUGUUUUAGACUGCUGCUUGCAGAUUUCACACCAUUUUGUCAGCACUGACAAUUUUAAUCAAAUAGUCUUUAUUUCUUGAAGAUAACCUUGUUUUGUUUUACUGACAUGCCUGAAAACAUUCUGUGAGUGGAAAGAUCAUCAUUGUAGUUGAAAUUAUUAAAAUUUUUAAAGAAUUCAGUAUCUUUUUGAGAUAAAAAAAAUUUUAGCUUUAAAUUUUAAUGUAAAAAAUGUAUGGCUUUUUUUUUUUAGGUGGCCACGCUUGAGAAAAACUUCUUUGAGUUGAAGAGAGGUCUAGACAAGAUCAACAAACAGUUGGCCAAGCUGGAGGACCUCCUGGCCAACUUGAACCUCAAGUAUGAGAGCGCCAUGGCCGAGAGGCAACGACUGGAAGAGGAAACUCGACUGAUGGAGAGGCGACUGAUUGCAGCGGACAAACUCAUCAAUGGUCUCAGCUCUGAGAAUGUCAGGUGAGAAUGGGGUGCAGAGAAGGGGCCCACAGGGAGCGCUGGAGAGUGAGGGCCAUAUUUACAUAACUGAAUGUGGAUUCCCAACUCAGCUCCUCAUUGACUUUGAUUUGAGGUAUGGUGUGAAACAUGGGUAAACCUUUUGUCAUAGACUGAUGUGGUUUGGAAUCCUCUGACAUGAUUGAUAGUGCAGUGGUAUUGAAAUUAUUGAUACUGCAGUGGUUUUGACAUUAUUGAUAGUGCAGUGGUAUUGACAUUAUUGAUAGUGCAGUGGUAUUGACAUUAUUGAUAGUGCAGUGGUAUUGACAUUAUUGAUAGUGCAGUGGUAUUGACAUUAUUGAUAGUGCAGUGGUAUACAAUUUUGGGGUUAUCAUCCUUUUCGGAGUCAUGGGAGUUUCAAACCUUUGUCAUGUGCAGUGAUAUGAUACGGGGCAGAGGGUUCUAUCCCCGCCCCCCCCCCCUUUGUAGAUGACCCCUAAUAUGGGGGAGUCUAUAAUCUAAAAAUGAGCGGGUGAUGGGGUGAAGACUUUGCACUGUGAUAACUGAAAUCAAAUAAAACACCUUUGAUUGCUCCUAUUUAUGCGUUGAUCAACUCUGUUGCGACUUGACUCUACUAGAUGGCUCAAAGAUCUAGCAGAGCUGAAGAAAAAGAGACAGAGAUUGCUAGGGGACUGUAUUGUUGGAGCUGCAUUCCUCAGUUACCUGGGAGCAUUCAGUUUUGAGUACAGGUAAGUUCAAGAAAUGCCAAGAACAGUUUCUUCAUCUUUUAAAAGAAAAUCAUGAGUUUGGUUGUUGUUUUUUGUGGACACACAAGUCAGCUUUUAAUUUUUUACAUGUGUAUCACGAGUCCAUAAGGUUUUGAAAGAAAGCAAAUUUCAUUGUGACCGUUGCAUGUCUCCAGACAUGAAAUGUUGAAUAAAGUUUGGAUCCUGGACUUGCGUGAGAAAGAGAUCCCCCUCAGCAACCCCUUCCGUAUUGAAGAGCUCCUCACAACAGACGUAGAAAUCAGCAAGUGAGCCAAUCUGUGCCACGUCAACUCUGUCAGUUCAUGAUCAUUUUAAAAUUAUUGUUGCAUUUACUCUUUUGAAUUCUUUCUUUUAAAACUUUAAAAAAAAAAUUACCUGUAAAAUUGACUUUUUCUAUUAUAUUGUUGUCAUUGUGAGUAUUUUAUAAGUCUAUUGGAUUGAACUAGUUAGAACACGCACUAAAACAUAUGGGAAACGAUCUUUCUCUUUCUGUGCCCCCAAACAAUGGAAUUCUCUCCCAUUACACAUCCGCAAUAUAGGCCUACUGACCAUCCCAGCCUACAAAACUGCCCUCAAAACCCAUCUCUUAAAACUCUACUAUACCCACUCAUCCCCACUCCCCCACCCUCUAACUGAUAAACAACGCUCGAUGCUGCUGGGUGCUGUCCAUGGCUAGACAGGGGUAGAAAGUACUUGGGUGGGUGAGGUCGACUUAUUUUGCAAUUGUAGUUUUAAAUGUAUAAUUUUCUGUAAUUGCUAAUUUUUAUGUGAAGGGCAGUGAGCCUAAACCCUAGGCUGGGGUACUGUGCUAUAUAAAACCACCUUAAGGAAAUAAUAACAAUAAUAGUAAUACAGCUGAAUAAAACCUCCUAGGCUUGGUAAUAUAGCUAAAUAAAAUAUCCUAAACUUGGUAAUAUAGGUGGUCAUCUGAGGGUCUGCCACCUGAUGAGCUGUCCAUCCAGAAUGGUAUCCUGACAAUGAGGGCGAGUAGGUUCCCGUUGUGCAUUGACCCACAGCAGCAAGCACUCAACUGGAUCAAGAAAAAGGAAGAGAGGCAUAAUCUAAAGGUUAUCUCCCUUUGCAUUAAAAACAAAACAAAUACAUCAAUUAGCAUAAACCUUGACCAGAUUAGUUAUGACAAUGAACUUAAAAGUUAUAAAGUGGAGUGAUUUUUAAUCAAGUAAUAUCUAUUUUCUUCUCUGUAAUUGCUGUCACUCUGUAUCAUAUUUCAUCAGUUUAAUUAUCUAGGAAGAUGAGCUUCUGAUGGCCUCUGUUUAAGGUCGCUAAAAAAUUAGAAAGCUUUUUCUGUAAAACAAAACUAUUCUUUACGGAGGAUGGGGGAUGGUGGGGUGAAAUUAACUUCUCCACACUAAUGUACCCUUAUGAAUCUCUGUCGCAGUGCUGCACUUUUAAUGAUGAGGAUUUUCUAAAACAACUGGAGAUGUCCAUUAAGUACGGCUUUCCUUUCUUGUUCACUGACGUGGAUGAGUACAUUGAUCCUGUCAUAGACAACGUCUUAGAGAAGAAUAUCAAAGGUUAGUGACAGCUUGUCAGUCUGACUUUAAAUUGUCAACAUUUAUUGAUGACAACACUGUGACGAUUCUUAAACAACAUACAUUCUAAAUAAUUAAUUCUUCAACUCCCUUUUAUCAUCUCUCCCCACCACCCUGUCACUUAUUUUCACAUGUUACAACUGCUUGAAUAGCUUAGGUAUUGCACAGCUUGCUAGUCUGAUGGGCAAACUGAAUAGAUUCAUAGCUUAGUUAUUCCACAGCUUACUAGUCUGAAGGGCAUCUUGAAUAGAUUCAUAGCUUAGUGAUACCUAUUUAGUUUUCCUACAGUUUUGUGGGUUUAUUUCUGCCAUUGAUUUGACCAGCUAAUCUCUAAGAACAUGUUUAGAUCCCAGUUACAGAAUUUAGCUUGAUUCCAUAGUCAAACUUUUGUAUUUUAACAACUUUAACUUUUCUCAAUGCUAAAGGGGUUCUAGGUCGUGAGGUCGUCAUGCUCGGGGACAAAGAGGUGGACUAUGACAAAAAUUUCCGUUUGUAUCUCAACACAAAACUCUCCAACCCAAAGUUU
This is a messenger RNA of Lymnaea stagnalis (great pond snail), 3510 nucleotides long. The record is from the annotation of a GenBank genome assembly. Lineage: Eukaryota; Metazoa; Mollusca; Gastropoda; Lymnaeidae.